AUGAAGAAGCCAUCCCCCAGGCGGGCGAUCUCCGUCUUCACCAGGCGCACAUCACGCUCCGACGCCUCCGGUAUGUGCUGUAUUGCUGCCAGCACAGCGCGCAGGGCCUCGCGAUGGGCGUCGAUGAGGGCCGAAGCCUCGACGUCGAGACGCAGUCGGAGCCCUUUUUCCCGCAGUGCGGCAUCGGAAACGGCAGCUACGUGUGACGGAUCCCCCUUGUCGCCCGUGGCUGAGCGCGUGACUGAGCGCGUGGCCAGCGCGGCGAACCCCUGCUGGCGCGGCACCGCGCGGGCAAGUGGCGCCGCUUGGGUGAUCUCCGCGCAGGCAGCUGCCAGCGCAGGGGAUCGGGGAUGUAGAUGGUUGAAGACGCGAGAGGAGCGCCACACGGCGGACUGCAGGACGCGCAACGCAACCAUGGCGAGGAGGUGGGGCGGGUCAGGGCCUCCUUUAUCAGCUGGGAGAAGGAGGUUGGUGGUGACCCAUACGCGAUCAACGGAUUUGCAUGGCUGGCGAUGA
Messenger RNA from Chondrus crispus (carragheen), 516 nucleotides. RefSeq lists its product as hypothetical. NCBI's taxonomy places the organism in Eukaryota, Rhodophyta, Florideophyceae, Gigartinales, Gigartinaceae. The transcript has a single exon. The coding region runs from base 1 to 516 and encodes 171 amino acids. The record is from RefSeq and is a predicted model, not a curated record.